CUUGAGAUGGCGUGCGUGUGUUCCGUACGUCCUCGUGCGAUGACGUCUGUGUCCCAGAAUGCAGUCUGGUAAACAGUCAUGGAAGCACCAGGUGAAAACCUCCUCAGAGGCUGAAGACUGAACUUAAAUCUUUCCUACCGCCUUCCGUCUCUUUCAUUCAGCGCCUCCGUUUGUUAUACAAGACAGUGGUGUCUCGUGUCGGUUUCCACCACCCACGCUGAGAGACUCGCAGUUGUCAGUCCGUGACAGCAGUUGGCAUUGUCUCCAGUGUUGGUGUGUGUGUGGAAAUCAUAUUUAACUGAUGAGGAGUGACUGAUCCAGUUAAGAAAAAAACAAAACAAUUUUGGUUUCCUACUUUACCAAGCGGAAAGAAUGUCGGAAAGGGCCGAGGAUGACGUCAGGGGGGAGCAGCGCCGAGCGGCCAGGCAGCAGCUGAAGCAGCAGCAGAUCCAGCGGGGAGAAGGCUCCACAGCAAUGGCGACUGUUGCGGAGCGGAGAUCGUUGCCUAGUCCUGAAAUAAUGCUGGGACAGCCUUGGAGCAACUGGGUCGACGCCGCCAAACUCCACGGACACGACGGUGCUGAAUCGGAAGAAAGUUUCAAAGAGUUGGGGAAAAAUCGAGAAGCCAUGCGUUUGUGCAUAGAAGACAUGCCCAUAUUCGGCCAGUGUCCUGCACAGGAUGACUUCUUUUUGGUGAUGUGCAACCACUGUGGUCAUGUGGUUAAGCCACAAGCUUUCCAAGCACACUACGAAAGAAGACACAGUUCAACCAGCAAGCAGUCCACCAUACCGCCCUUUCCUGUGUCAGGCAAGAGCCGAAGCAGCAGCGGUGGGCACGGACCUGUGCUGGGCUCGGGGGCCGGGGUAGGAGUGACCAGUGCAAGCAUCCUAAGUCGAGCAUCCACUGCCAGCUCCAGUGUGUCCCUCUCGUCAUCAUCGUCAUCCUCCUCCAGUCUAAAACUUGUCAAAUCAGCCAAAGACAAGCUGCCAGGGGUUCAGCGAAGACCACCGAUUGCCCCUUUCAGGAUGCUGCAUCCAGACAAAAUCCUCACUCCAGCUGUCCAGGUAGAGAAGAUGCAUCUGAAGGUGGACACGUCAGCGAGGCUGGCCCAGGCUCAAGCUGCCCCCGCUACCACCUCAUCCUCUUCCACUACACCCCUAUCUAGCACCACUGUGAGCUCAAAUGCUACCACCAUCACCACCACCUCCUCCACCACCCUUAAAGCAAGCCUUAACUGUCCCUCCACACCAAAGCUUCCACUGCUGGCCUCAAGUCAGAUUCCCAACGGUAAGGGCCUCCCCUCAGACAAGAAGCGGGACAGCAGCAGCACCAGUGGCAGACGGCACUUCAGCAAGAAAGUAUCCGAACGUGAGUUCAAUGCAGAUAUCCACUGUGGCGUUUUGGAUAUAACCGCACGCAAACCCUGCACAAGAUCCUUAACAUGCAAGACACAUUCCUUAAGCCAGCGAAGGGCAGUGCCGGGCCGCAGGAAACGUUUUGACACUUUGCUGGCAGAGCACAAGAACAGAACAAGGGAGCGGGACAGAGAACGAGAACAUCAACAAGCCCAUACGCAGCAUAACCCCCCCCUCAGGGACCCACACCCCUCCUCUCACCUCGCCUCCGGCCAUGAUGCCCCUCAACUGGCUCAUGGUAAUGGCCCAACCCCUGAUGUCACGAAGCCUUCUCCACUUGGAAAGCCCAAAUUUCAUAGUCCUGGUCUUCCACGACUGAACAGCAGUCACGUAGGUGUUGUUUCUGGAGAUGGUGCAGGAGUCCAGGAGCCCCAGCAUCAAACGCAAACUACCCCUGAAAGUUUCUCCAGACCCUCCAGCGAUGAAGGAGAGAAUGAGGAGCGUGAGGACAACGGCGACAAACUGGACUGUCAUUAUUCAGGUUAUCACCCACAACCAGCAGCUUUCUGUACUUUUAGCAGUCGACUGUUUGGCAGAGGCUGUUACUCCUUUGACAGGCGGUGGGACAGACUGCGAUGUGCCCUAACCUUGAUGAUGGAAAAGCACGUCAAUGCUCACAUGUGGAAGAAAAUUCCCUUGGCCUUGGAGAACUCCUCUGUUGCACCCACCCAUAGGACAAGCACAAAUUCCCACAGUAACACUCCCUCUACAGGCUUUCUGAGCCCCCCUGCAACUUUGCCCCAAACACCUUAUAGCCAGACUCAUGAGGGCAAAUCAGUGCUCUCCUAUGGGACCACCUUAAAUGCUUGCAGCUCCCCACAGAGCGGGGCUGAGCACCCGGCCUAUGGCACCACGCAGGCCCGACAAGUGUCUUCAUCGCCACAGAUGCCUUCAGCCCACUUGUCUUCAUCCUCUUCUUCCUUGGCUCCUUCCCUAGCUUCAGGCCGGGCGCUAAAGUCUCGUUCCUCCAGCACCACCAAGACGUCCUCAGCCUCAUCCUUAAGACCCAAGGACACCUCCACAAGCUCCUCCACAUCGGUUGCCCCAAACACCACCGGAGGAGCAAACAGCAACAGCAGUGUUAGUUUCGGGGCAGCAAAGAAGAGGAAAAACAGUUCUGUCCUCAUGGCGUCACACGGCUCCUCUGAAUCCUCCUCCUCCAACGCUAACUUCUCCUCCUCAUUCCUUAAGAAGAACUGUGCAAACGUCAGCAGCUCAGGGAGCACUCAUCAACACAGCUCUUUAGGUCUGUCAUCGUCGAUGUCCUUCUCCCACAGUGGAGUCCAUAGCAUGGGGCUCAACUGUGGUCCCAACGUGCGGACCAACUCUCUUAGUCUCAAGGCAGAGGCUUCUGGAGGUUCAGCAGGCGGCUCCUCUGGGCCACCGGCACGAGGUCCUCCUUCAGGCAGCCCUGCAGAGUCCAUCAAGCGGAUGAGUGUGGUGAUGAACAGCAGUGACUCAACCCUGUCCCUGGGUCCAUUUGUCCACCGCCAGUCCUCAUCUUCAUCCGAACACCACACCAGCUUUACCCACCACUCCUCAGACGGACGCCUGGAAGGAAAGAAGCGCAAAAGCUCUUCAGCCUCUGGCGCCAUUAAUAGCGCAAGGGGAGGCGGAGGGCUUGGGGCAGGAAGAGGGGGUGGGCCAGGGACAGGCAGACCCAAAGUGGCAAAGUCUCCUUCCAUUAACAACAUCCAUGGGAAGCAUGGGCGGAGCAUUCCAGGGGCAGCGGGACUGCCAAACAACACCCAUUUACAUCAGCCCAAGGCUCGCCCCUGACAGGAGCUGCUGUGGACAAAACUGGAAAGACAGAUGGGGACGAUCUGGAGCAGUCCAACUGCUCUGGACCGCAUGAGGCCUUUUGAAACAAAAAUCCACAUUACUCUCAGCUACCCACAAUCCUCAGGGUGGAGAUGACCUGGACUGCCCAGUAAAGCAAAUGUGGUCCUUAAUAUUUUUCCCAAAGCCAUGUAUGUGUGUGCACAUGCGCAUUGAUAGGAGGGGGGGGGGGUCUAAACGGGGACCGGAGUCUGAUAAUCGAGCCAAGAACAUCCCCCCCAAUUCCCAUGCAAGGGGUUUCUUCGUAUUUUGAGAGCUCUUCCCAUGCAGUCAGAAGCAGAGGGAACAAACUGCAACAGCCAUGGUUGUCUGGCCCCAGUGUUCAGGUUAAGGGCUGCUGCAACGCGCCGCCGCGAUACAGAGCGACUAGAGACGACUAGCAGAUCUCUCUAUGCUGAAGAAUGGGUGUAAAGGUGUGUGUGUGUGUGUGGGUGUGUGUGUGUGUGUGUGUGUGUGUGUGUGUGUGUGUGUGUGUGUGAGUGCACAAAGAUUUUUCUCAGAUUCUGCUUGACUACUGGACUUUCCAACGAAAUGACACCCCCAACGCCUGAUCUCAGAAGCCUUGUUAGGAGAGCAGGAGGAGAGAAAUAAUAAUGUCAACACUUCUACACACAAUCACCUUGUUUGGCUUCUUUUUCUCAGUGUGUGUCCUUCUGGCACCCUUGUUUUGUAACCUCUGGUCGCAUUCACACCUGAGAUGAGCCUACCUGGAGGAUCUGGAUUCUUUAGUUACACGAAAUAAUUAUGCAAGUUUUAUUUUAUUUUAUAUAUAUCUAUAAUUUCUUACAAGCUUUUUACACUGAACUCUGAAAAGUCAUGUAAACUUGAGGAAGACAGUUGUGCUUCUAAAUGUGAAAGGCCUCCUAGUGCUUCCCUCGGAUUAAAUCUUCAGUCUGAUCCAGGGGGGGGACACCGGAGUCUGUCCAAUGAGAAGUAUGACAGCCACAUGAGACCCACCCCCAACUGUGAACAGCACUAAAAAAGAAAGGAAUAAAAAAAAAAGCACUGCUGUCCACAAAACUAGCCAAAAGUUUUGCCAACUGCUCGUCUUUAAACUGGGGGUCAGUACUUUUCAGGCAGUGGUGCAUAAUGGGUAUGAGAAUCUGUGCAAGCUGUGUUGUUAUAGCCACAACUUCUUAUCUCCUUUUUUUUUCCCCCCCGCGUGCAGCUUUAGGGGUCAGGCAGAUGUGAAUUGUAACGUUUUACUUGUCCCAUGUGGGGAAUCAGGUAUGGUACGCCUAAAACUGGAACAAAACUUGCACGUCACUUGUCUUCUGCAGGUGCUCCUCCUGCGUGUAACCACUACCCAACGUCUGGAUGGUUGCCUCGCUGUCGCUUGUCAGAGUAGCCAGACACAAUGCUGUAUUCCAAAAACGGAGUCUUAAACGAGGCGGUUCCAGCCCAUCGCGCUGGGAUGUUUGUGCAUUCGGGUGGUUCUGAGUGAAUGUUAUGGUGUGAGAUUCAUGGAGAUGACUUCAAAGGAUCCAUCGGAACCUUUCGACAAAACGAGUCCUUUUUACAGAACUGAUGUCAAAUCCUAGAAAAGUUCAUCAGAGGAUUUCAUUUAGAAAAGUAGCUUUUCUCCCCCUUCUUGUAGCUUCUGUAUCAAAAAAGUAUUGAAGUAUCCUUAUUUGAAAUUACGUAUUUUGUUACCAAAUUGUACAUAGUAAAUUAUGUAUUUUUGCACAUUUUUCGUACGCAUCAAUUUUUUGCUACAACUUUGGAAAAUUGUUUAGUAAAAAAAA
This is a messenger RNA of Oryzias latipes (Japanese medaka), 5000 nucleotides long. It is a transcript of the gene atxn7, whose product is annotated as ataxin 7. Lineage: Eukaryota; Metazoa; Chordata; Actinopteri; Beloniformes; Adrianichthyidae. The record is from RefSeq and is a predicted model, not a curated record.